AAAUUUCCUACUCUUUAUUAUCAUUUCCUUUAUAUCUUACAUUACAUCAUUUAUUAUAAUACAUAUAUAUAUAUAAGUAAAUAAAUAAAUAUAUAUAUAUAUAUACACAUAUUAACUUCUUUUUAUGAUAAUGAGUCAUUUGCUUCAAGAAAAAAUUAUCCAAUUCAAUGUAUUAUUUAAGGAAUCUGAAACUGUAAUUGAUGACUUACAAACCGCUCUUGCUGAUUUAAUUCCGGAACUUCAACAAGAAUUUGGCUUAGAUUUUGUUCAAGUUGAACGUAUCAGGCAAUAUCUUGAUGACAGAGGAACUCUUUUUCGUUUCCUCAGACGAGCUGGAUUCGAUUUUGAUGUUGCCUUGAAAGCCCUCAUCUCUGAUUUAAGAUGGCGUAUAGAACAUAAUGUUGAUUCCAUCACCCUCGCUGACGUUCAUCCAUUAUUUAUUGAAAAAGGACUAUUUUUUUUCCAUAAAACUGAUAAAUUUGGUCGUCCUUGCGCGGUAGUCAAUCUGCGUGAAUACAAACGUGAGGAUGGAGCGCCUACUAUUGAUGAAGUGAAAAAAUUUAUUAUUUAUAAUGCUGAAGUAGCCAGAAGAUUGUUAUUAGACAAAACUAUGAAUUCAAGAGAUGGACCGGUUCUGCAAUACGUCAUCCUGUUGGAUUUGAAAGGAGCUGGUGUUUCCACUCUGGAUGUGGAAUUGGUCCCAUUUACGAUCGACAUUAUGAGGCACCAUUUUCCUGGUUCCGCGGGUGCAAUAUUCGUCUUGAAUUAUGGAUGGAUGUACUCUGGCAUUUGGCAAAUUUUAAAACGUAUUCUUCCCGAAGAAUCCUUAAACCGAAUCUUUUUUCCUUCAGAACAAGAACUUUGGAACUAUUUUGAUGAAGAAAAUGUACUUACAGAACAAGGAGGGAAGGAUACUUAUGAAUAUGAUGCUGAUACUUGUGAGGCAUACCAAAUUUAUGGAAGUCCGUCACCUAUUUUGAAACUACCGAAACCCCUAAGCAGAGCAACAUCGUAUGAUUCCUUGAGUUCAAUACACGAUAUAUUCUACUCUGCCCACAAUACCCCAUUCCACAGUCGGCCGUCUACUCCAUUUUUUAGCAGACCAGCAACUCCAAUUUCCAGCCGGCCCUCUACCCCGUACCCGAGCCGACCUGCAUCGCCCGCAGCGGAUCACGUGGUUCCGAAUUGGUUAAAAAUGACUCCACGUUCACGCCAUAAUCCUUUCCAUAUAACCCCUAUCGACAAUAAUAUUAAUAAAAACAAUAAUGUUAUUAUAUCUCCAAAUCCUUUAAAACCAAUGUCUAUCUCAGCUUCUCCGAUGGCAUCUCCUAAUCUUGCUUUCCAUCAGGAAGAGCCCGCAUUAACGUCGCAUAAAUCUAUGACACCUAUAAAUAACAUAUCCACUGAAAAUAAAGACAACAAUGAUCAUCAUGAUAACCUUUACCAUUAUAAUCGCCAUAAUCAACUUAUUGGACAACCAUUACAUCAUCAUCCAGUUGCACGCGGAUCGAGAUUAAAAUUAUAUUUUACAAGAUUAUUGAGAAAAUUUAUUGCACGAAGCAGAGUAUCAGGAUUUUUAUAUUAUCUAGUAAUGGUGGUUUUAUUCCGCGGUGGCUUAAUGAAUGAAUUCUUGAAAUUAGUUACACAGCAAGUAAGCAUGCAAUUGGGCUGGAGUGCAAGCACCACUACAGCGUUAACAACUGCAAUUCUAUCAACUGCACUGAGUGGACGAGCGGGUAACCGCUUGUUAGGACGUAACUGAUGAAUUGUAAUGUAUUCAAUAUGAAAGGACUUUAGGAGAUGUAUUUAUUUAUUUUAAUAUUUUUCACGGUUGAAAAUUUCAGAAUUAAGCAAUUACAUGAUAUUUGGAAUUGAAAGAAAGUUUGGAAUUUGUCUAAGUGAGAAAGAAAUAUGAUGAAUUUAAUAUUAUCAGCAAAAUUUGCAACGUUGCAUUUUAUGAUUAUUAAUUAUCUAUAUGGAUUAGCUUACAAGCAACCAAGAACUGACAAUUUUAUAAAAAAAUACAUAAAGAAAUACAAAUAUAGACAAAAAAUUGUAAACAAACCUAAUAUAAAUAUAGCAUUUAAAGACUUUUUUUUUUAAAAAAAAAAUUAAAUUACUUAUAUAGCAAUAAUUAAAAAUUGUCAGAAAAAGUAUAGUAUAAUAAUAAU
This is a messenger RNA of Rhizophagus irregularis DAOM 181602=DAOM 197198, 2171 nucleotides long. RefSeq lists its product as uncharacterized. NCBI's taxonomy places the organism in Eukaryota, Fungi, Glomeromycota, Glomeromycetes, Glomerales, Glomeraceae. The record is from RefSeq and is a predicted model, not a curated record.